AUGGAUUCACAAGUGGAACAGAAGAUGCAGCCUCGCAUACUGAAAAAAGACCUCAAAAACAACCCGUACAUUUUGGCGGCAGCAUUGGACUUCGGAACAACCUACUCGGGAUACGCGUUCUCAACACGGUUAGAGUAUAUGAAAAACCCUUUGAAUAUCAAUACUCUUGUAUGGAAAGCUGGAUCGGGGAAUCUUGCCUCAUUGAAGACUUCAAGUUGCGUUCUGUUCAAGCCAGACGGACACUUUGAUACAUUUGGGUUUGAGGCCGAAGACAAGUAUGCCGAGCUGAUAGAAGAGGGAAAACACCACGAUUGGUUUUUCUUCAGACGUUUUAAGAUGUCGCUGUAUGAGCAAGAGGAUAUCACCAGAUCUAUGAAAUUGUAUGCUCAAAACGGUAAACCAAUGCUCGCAAUGACAGUAUUUGCAUCGGCAAUGAAGUAUUUGGUAGACCACCUACUAAGUACGUGUCAAAAGAGAGGACUCGAACUUUCGACGUCCGAUAUCCGUUGGGUCCUGACGGUUCCUGCAAUUUGGACAGAUCGAGCAAAGCAAUUUAUGAGGGAAUGCGCUCAGCAGGCAGGUAUCCCAAGCUAUCAGCUGGUCCUGUCGUUAGAGGCUGAGUCAGCGGCUUUGUUCUGUAAGCACUUGCCUCUUAAAGAAAUGUCUGUCGGAAAAGGAGGCGACAACCUGGCGGUUUUCCGGCCAGGGUCUCGAUACAUUGUGGUAGAUGUUGGUGGCGGCACAGUUGAUAUCACAGUGCACGAAGUACUGGAAGGUCUAAAGCUGAAGGAAAUCCAUAUGGCAAAUGGUGGGGACUGGGGAGGGACCAUGGUAGACAAUGACUUUGAAACGCUUCUUUCCGAAAUCCUAGGAGCUGACGUGUUUGAAAAAUUCAAACAAAAACAUGUAGGAGACUAUCUAGAGCUACAGAGGUCUUUUGAAACCAAGAAAAGGUCGAUUUCGUCAACGACUGAUGAAAAAAUAACAUUUACACUUCCGAUAACUUUGAUUGAAACAUUUGCUGAGAUGCACCCAAAUAAAACCAUCGAGAAGAGUAUAUCUUCAAGUAAAAAGUAUGCAAACAAUCUCACAUGGAAGAUGGAUAGAUUGCGGAUCAAGUCAGAUCUAGCUCAGACAAUAUUCAAGAAAUCCGUCGAGAAGAUAAAAAACCACGUGGAAAAAUUGUUGGAACACCCUGAGGUCGCCAAAGCGCAGGCUAUACUUCUUGUUGGUGGAUAUUCAGAAUGUCCGCUAUUGCAAACAGGAAUUUCCACCAAGUUUCCAAACAAGCGUCUUGUCAUUCCACAUGAGGCAGGUCUCGCUGUUCUGAAAGGUGCUGUCAUAAACGGACAUGAGCUAAACACUGUAACUGAACGAAUCAGUAGGUAUACAUAUGGCACAGACACUAUGCGGUUGUUUAUUCCCGAAAAAGAUCCAGUCGAGAAACUGAAAGAAGUAGAUGGUGAAUCGGUAUACUGUGUUGAUGUAUUUAGCAUUCAUGUAAAGAAAGGAGACGUAAUACCUGUAUGGCAGAGUUUAGAGAAGUAUCCUUAUGCCGUAGUAUAUCCAGAUCAAACAGGAAUACUUUUCGGUAUUUACAUUUCUCACAACCCGUCACCAGAGUAUGUCACAGAUGAAGGCUGUGAGUGUAUUGGAUCUGUUGAAAUAGAAAUGCCUGACAUCAGCAAAGGACUUGAACGAGGUGCCGACGUUCAGUUUACAUUCGGCGGUGCAGAGAUAGAAAUACAAGUCACUGACAGAGACUCAAAUGAAGAGAGGUUGGCUUACCUUGAUUUUCUUGGAUAA
This is a messenger RNA of Ylistrum balloti, 1806 nucleotides long. RefSeq names its product heat shock 70 kDa protein 12A-like. The record is from RefSeq and is a predicted model, not a curated record. Gene Ontology annotation, molecular function: ATP-dependent protein folding chaperone; ATP binding. Bases 1 to 1806 code for a protein of 601 amino acids. The transcript is spliced from 5 exons. Lineage: Eukaryota; Metazoa; Mollusca; Bivalvia; Pectinida; Pectinidae.